Eimeria mitis is the source of this 795-nucleotide messenger RNA. RefSeq names its product SAG family member. The record is from RefSeq and is a predicted model, not a curated record. The transcript has 4 exons. The coding region runs from base 1 to 795 and encodes 264 amino acids. Lineage: Eukaryota; Apicomplexa; Conoidasida; Eucoccidiorida; Eimeriidae.
AUGGCGGCCCUCAAACUUUUUUCGCUCGCCUCUGCGUCUGUGCUCGUGAUGGCUAACGCUGUCCAUCAAACCGCAAAGGAAAGUCCAUUGACAACGAAAGCAGUAACCGCAACCUACACUGUAAAUCUUGGGAAUACGGGAGAGUGCCUCGCUGAAAUCAACGCUGCACGCGAAGCCGCUGGACUCGCGCACUUCCAAGUGGCCAAGGAAGAGCAACACCAGUGGCCUAAGACUGAUAUAGAGGAACCCGAAUCUUCGCAAGCUAGUCCCUGGAAGCCUGUUUGUGACGCUCUGAUUGCAGAAGACACAGAACAACAAGGAGGCGAAUUAGAGGAAAAUGGAUUUGAAAGUGGCACAUACGCCUUCAUGGCCUUGGAAUCGGCGACGCCCGACUGUGCCGCCGCAGUGAAGCACUGGAAGGACGCCGUCAGCAACUUCACUACAAUCCCUCCGCCGAAGAAUAAAGAACCAGAACUCUACGCCAAACAGCAGAACGUUUCCCUUAUCGCUCUGUACAACCCUUCAGAAAAUGCCGCUGCUGACUGCCGAGUCGUUACCUGCACUCGACCGGGAGCUUCCGACAACUCACAAUCCAACUUCCGGAGUACUGCGGAAGAGAAGAAAGGCUAUGCUCUACUGUGCAUGACAACACCUGAAGCACUUGAAGACGACGAAGCUCCCUUCACGGACGAGCAGUGGAACAAGAUCAAGGCAUCUAUCACAGGUUCUGCCUCUGCUGUUGCCCCGAGUCUGCUGGCCGUUGUUGUUGCGGCCGUUGGCUUGUUGGCCCUUUAA